AUGAGCGAGUACUUGAACGACGAUGGUAAAUUAAAGCUGAACGCCAUUGCUAUAAAAAACAUCUCCAUUUGUUUCACUUCGAGCUAUGGAUCAAAAUCAAUAUUAAUAACGUACAAGGAAACUGAGGAAGAUCGUUUUUCGGAAGAAAACUCCAAAGAUGCUACGGAUUCUUCACUACCGACUAAGAAACAGAGAAACUACUCCGUAGCAAUAGUGAUGCAGAAAACUACAUUUCAGGAACUGCAAAAUGUAGUCAAAUGUGUCAACGCUCAUUUAGAACAUUUAAAAUUGUUAAGCGAUAACGUCAAUAUGACAAUAGCAUUAAUGGCCUCCGCGGAGGAAUCCUCCACACCCGGGUCAUCUAUGGCGACAACUUCCUCCGGCGUAAUAUCUGUAACAAACGACAUAUGCAUCGCGACCGCGAUCAUCUCUCGACGAACAGAGAACGAUGGUCUGACAAAUUGGAGUAGUACAGCGGCCUUAUAUAAUAGUACUGCGGCUAGUACCUGUUGGAAGGGGAAUGGAAGAGAAAGGGGAAAGUGGAUAAUUGGGGUAGACAUAGACCAGCCUCUACCAAGCCCCCGUAACUUAGUUAGUUCUCACGUUUACGCAAUGUCCGAAUGGCGCUGUGAAGAUAAAGUUAGCUCCAAUAAAAAUAAAAAUAAAUCGUAUCAAUUUGAUAAAGUUUUUGGGCCAGAUUCCAGUCAGAAUGACAUUUUUGAAGACAUCGAACCUCUAGUGGAAUCAGCACUAGAGGGACAAAACGUAACCAUUUUUACAUAUGGCCAUACUGGAUCUGGUAAAACAUAUAUAAUACAAGAAGAAAAAGGCGGAAAUGAAGGACUAAUUCCAAGAACAGAUCACUGCGACUACAAAAUUCAACAAUCGACAUAUUUUACAUUCUCUAGAUCCCAUUUAAUAGUCAGCCUAAAGGUAAUCGGUACACCUGAAAAUGAGAAACAAACAUUCUUAGGUAGUAUUAAUUUUUUGGAUCUAGCUGGUUCGGAAAAAUAA
Monomorium pharaonis (pharaoh ant) is the source of this 1014-nucleotide messenger RNA. RefSeq names its product kinesin-like protein KIN-7K, chloroplastic. The record is from RefSeq and is a predicted model, not a curated record. Gene Ontology annotation, molecular function: microtubule motor activity; microtubule binding; ATP hydrolysis activity. Gene Ontology annotation, biological process: microtubule-based movement. Gene Ontology annotation, cellular component: microtubule; kinesin complex. The transcript has 5 exons. NCBI's taxonomy places the organism in Eukaryota, Metazoa, Arthropoda, Insecta, Hymenoptera, Formicidae. Bases 1 to 1014 code for a protein of 337 amino acids.